This is a messenger RNA of Kalmanozyma brasiliensis GHG001, 3195 nucleotides long. Its product is annotated as PAS domain protein. Gene Ontology annotation, cellular component: nucleus. The record is from RefSeq and is a predicted model, not a curated record. The coding region runs from base 1 to 3195 and encodes 1064 amino acids. The transcript has a single exon. Gene Ontology annotation, biological process: regulation of DNA-templated transcription. Lineage: Eukaryota; Fungi; Basidiomycota; Ustilaginomycetes; Ustilaginales.
AUGGCGGACACUUUCGACUUUGACGCCUUCAUCUCCUCUCCCUCGCACGCAGAGGUCGCGCCUCCGGCCGUCCCUAACAACAAUGGCGCUUCGAUCGCCGUGGACAAUCUCGGCAACACCGUCAGCACCAACGCAUCCGCGCUGCUCGGUCCUCACAACGACAUGGUCGCGUCCUUCUCCGACCAGGGCAUGCAGAACAUCAACGGCGGACUCGACAUGAUGGCCGGUGGCACACUCAUGAGCCAGUCCAACUCGCUCAUGUACGGCAGCAACUACGGCGAGUCAUUUGGCAACGAUCUCAUGGACUCGUGGGACAUGGGCUCGACCACCGGUGCAGGCAACGGUGCCCCCAACUUUGGCUUUGGCGCUGCUGCUGCUGCUGCUCCUCCUCCUCCUCCUCAGGACGCUCACACCAACGCCAGCGUUAUUAGCCAGAACAGCCAGAUGCCCACGUCAGGGCCUGCCCCUGCUGUCGCUCCCGCAGCGUCAGGUGCCAAGCGCGACAUCACCGCUUCCUAUCGCGACCAGAUUGCCGCUCACCAUUCGCACCUCUUGGGCACAGGCAGCCGCAGCACGUCUUCCAUCCCUCGCGUCUCCACCUUCAAGCGAGUGCAGCCCCCCAUGAACCGCGGCAUCACCGUCACCAACGCCGCCAGGGCUAACCUCAGCUUGCAAGAGCGUCGACGCCUCUCGCGACAGGCCGCCAAGAUGGCAGCACCACAGCCGCAGCCGCAACAGCCGCAGCAAGCUUUCGGCCAGGCUUCGCAACAUGCAGCCGCUCCGGGCGUCGCUGCCUUCCCUUCAGUCGCCGGCCGAGGUGCCAAGCGCAGUCUCAACGACGAUAUGAGCCAGAUCAGCAGCGGGCCCUUGCCGAUACCCACUCGUAGUGUCUCGUUCAUGAACGACUCUUCCGGGUCGUCCGUGUCGUCGUCCGACAUGUCACCGCAAAAGAUGCUCGACAGUCGUUCCAACAGCUUCGCACCCCAGAUGCCUGCAGCCAACGUUGGUGGCAACGCUGGCGCUAGCGCUGAGAUCUACCAGGGCAACUUCAGCACCUCGUCGGGUGAUGCCAUCCCGACCUCGAACAAAUACUCGAGUUCGGGUGUCGAUGUCCUCGGCAUCCUCUCGCGUGCCAUCACUCGUCCUAACCAGAGCAUCGCGCUCGGUCCCGUCGAUCUCUCGUGCUCCUUUGCCAUCUCGGAUGCGCGUCACCCCGAACAGCCGCUCAUCUACGCCAGCGAGACGUUCUGUCACCUGACUGGGUACACGCUGCACGAGAUCCUCGGCAAAAAUUGUCGAUUCCUGCAGACGCCCGGCGUUCCUCUCGAGGCCGGUGCUGAGCGUCAGCACACCGACAACCGCGCUGUGGAACACCUCAAGCGUCACUUGGGUGGUCUUCGAGAGUGCCAGGCGAGUCUGAUCAAUUAUCGCAAGGACGGCAGCCCCUUCAUCAAUUUGGUCACUGUCGUGCCUGUCUCGUGGUCUGAUCCGUCCCAGGUGGACUUCCUCGUUGGCUUCCAGGUCGACUUGGUCGAGCAGCCCGGCGCUAUCCUCGAGCGCAAGGACGACGGCUCGUACCUCGUCAACUAUCGCUCCAUCAACGACCCUCCUCCUUCGGCCAUCCUCGGCGCGGACGAGCUGGGCAAGGAUGCCGAUGCGGAUGCCUCCAAGCAAGCCCUGCUGGCUGCCGACAUUCUCGACCUUAUCCAUGGCGUGGGUCCCUGCGAUGCCAAGCAGUGGUCGCGCGUGCUUCUGGAAAAUUCGCACGACCUCAUCUACGUGCUCUCGCUCAAGGGUACAUUCCUGUAUGUCUCGCCGUCCAUCGAGCGCAUCCUUGGCUACACGGCCGACGAGGUCAUCGGCAAGUCCAUCUCGGAAUUCUGCCACCCCAGCGAUGUCGUGCCCGUCUUCCGCGAGCUCAAGGAUUCCACAAGCAACGCCAGCAUCGCCGCCGCCGCCUCGCGUAACAUUCGCACGGAGGGCGUUGCCAACCCCUUGACCAAGGGUGGCGGUGGUCAAGCUGGACCGCGCGUCAACCUCAUCAUGCGCAUGCGACACAAGCACGACGGUCACCGCUGGAUCGAGAGCACCGGUAAGCUGCAUCUCGAACAGGGCAAGGGGCGCAAGGUCGUCAUCUCCAGUGGUCGACCGCGCCCCGUGUACAAUCUUGCCUGGGAGCACGUCCGUCGGGGUGCCGAGUCUGCUCAGCCCUCGUUCUGGUCCAAGCUGUCGAUCGACGGCAUCUUCCUCAACUCGACAGGUCCCGUUGCCGAGGUGCUCAAUUGCGACGAACGCGACAUCUUUGGUCGCCACGUGCUCGAGCUGACCAACUAUGAAGCGGCACCUUCGCUUCUGCAGGCACUCCGCAGCAGUCAGGCCAUGAGCGUCUCGCACCUCAUGGGGGACGGUGCAGGCAACAACGUGCCCGUCUUCACGUCGUUCUACCCUUCGUCGGCUGCUGCUGGUCCUGCGCUGCCCACUGUGUUCAUGCACGUUCAGCGCGCGUCUGCCGAAAGCUCGUGGAUGAUCCCCAACGUGGCGUACCCCAAGGGCGGACCUCAACCCGCCUUCGACGCCACGGGCACCAGCAUCGACUCGCUGACAUCCGUGUUUGCCGAGCUGUCGACGUACCGCAGCUCGUCGUGGGUGUUCGAGAUGCAUCAGCUCAAGAACGUCAACCGCCGACUCAAGGACGAGAUCCGCGCUUUGCGGCGCCAGUCGCGAGAUCACCUCGGCGCCAACGGACAAGGCCUCAACGCGAACGGCGUUCAGCUUUCGACACCGCAGACUCCGACCAUGGCGAAUGGCCGUCGACGCAGUGGACCCAUGGAUGGCUCUGCCGGAUUCAUGGGCAACGGACAAGGUCCUUCGGUGCCUCACAUCCAGACGCCAAGUCCCAUCAAGCGUCGGCCCGAUCACGGUCACGGUCAUCGCCAGCACUUGCGGCCAACUGCGCAGCUGUCGUAUCUGCAUGCAGGACACAGCACCGAUUACGGCAGCAGCAGCAGUUCGGGCUCCGAGUUUUCGCCGUUCCCCGAGCGGGCGCCCAACGAUCGUCGUUCUGGUUCGGGCGAUGCCUCGGACGAGACGGCGGCCACUACCACCACCUCGGGCGACACGUCGGAAAAGGAUGGCGGUAGCGGCACCGGCAGUGGCAGCGAAAGCCGUCGCAACUCUGGAUCGGCGGAAUCCUGA